Paramecium pentaurelia is the source of this 1472-nucleotide messenger RNA. NCBI's taxonomy places the organism in Eukaryota, Ciliophora, Oligohymenophorea, Peniculida, Parameciidae. The record is from the annotation of a GenBank genome assembly.
UUAUGAGCUCCCUCUUUGUUAAAUGUUUAUAAUGUAAUCAAAGACCAGCAACAAUAAAAUGUCAAUAGUGUAAAAUUGGCUAAGUUGUCAGAUUAUGUUACAGCUGUGAUUCACAGGUGCAUAAUAGAUAAGGACCUAUUGGUCAGCAACAUAAGACAGAAAUCAUUCCUUAUUAAGGUAAUAAUGCAAAUUUAAUAUAUCGUAGAAAUGUAUUAAAAAGCUCCUCAAUCAGCAGGUUAAACAAACUAAGGAAAUAAAUUUGAAAAUACUCAAAUUGCUCAAAAAAAAUAAUAACCUUAACAGUCAUAAUAACCUUAACAGUCAUAAUAAUCAUAACAGUCAUAAUAAUCUUAGGGAUAAUUUAAAUUUGCAGCCACAACUAAAUAAGAACCAUCUUAAUUUACUUAGAAGCCUAUUACAAAUGUGGGAAAACCACUUCAAUAACCAGCUACAAGAGAAAUUAAUUUCUCUGGCACUAGAUCAAACAAUAAGCCAAGAUAUGAUUAAAAAGAGGAAGAGCAAUACAAUAGUUCAUAAAAAAAUUCUGUAAUUAAUGUAUCAUUAUGUAAUAUAGGAUUAAAAAAAUUCCUUAAAUAACUAAUUGAAGGAGGAGUAAGAUACAUGCUAAUAACUUAAAAAAGAACUAAAAUAAGCUUAGGAUUAAUUAAAUUCCAUAAAUAAAGAAGUUGAAAAGAAAAUGUAAAUAGUAUUGAUUUAAUUUUUUAGCAAGGCAUCUUAAUAGGAACUUGAGAAAAAACUUAAUGAUUUAAAAAAGGAAGGAGCCGAAGAAAAGAAGAAAACUUAAUAAUUGACUGAAGAUGUUAAAAAGUUGAAAGAAUAAUUAAAGAAUGCUGAAUCUUAAACUUAAAAGAAAUUGGAUCAACAAAAAAAAUAAUAUGAAAAAUAAAUGCAAGAAAUGGAAUAAACUAUAAAUGAGAAGCAAUAAUAAAUUGAUGAAAUUGCUUAAGAAUUUUAGAAUUAUAAUCUAGAAGAUAUAUAAGCUAAAAUGGAAGAAAUGGCAAAUGAUAUCAAUAUGAAAGAUUAAAUUAUUGAAUAAUUACAAACACAAUUAUAAAAAGGAGAAGGCAAUUAAAAUGGAGAUGGAUAAGAAGGUGAUAAAGAAGAAAUCAUAGCUUAAAUAGAGUAAAAGGAUUAAGAAAUCAAGAAACUAGAAGAGUUAAUAGAGAAUUUUAAAUAAUUAUAUUAACAUAUGCUAGAUGAAAAAUAAGUCAUUAUGGAAGAAAAUGAAAAAUUAGCAAAUGAGAAUAAUCAAUUCAGAGAAAUAUUUAGUGUAUUAUUAAUAAUAAGUUAUAUAGUAAAACUUACACUUAUUUGGAAUUGAUCCUAAUUAAUUAGAAGAAGAAGGGGAAGGAGAAGGUGAAGACGGAGAAGGGUAUUAACAAGAGGAAGGUAUAUAUUAGACUCUAUUAGGUGAGAUAAUUGAAGAAGAUGAGACCAAUGAUACGUCUUGA